Salvelinus fontinalis (brook trout) is the source of this 2192-nucleotide messenger RNA. Its product is annotated as glutamate-rich protein 1. The record is from RefSeq and is a predicted model, not a curated record. The transcript is spliced from 6 exons. Bases 445 to 1461 code for a protein of 338 amino acids. NCBI's taxonomy places the organism in Eukaryota, Metazoa, Chordata, Actinopteri, Salmoniformes, Salmonidae.
CUGUUGUUCACACGUUUAUCUGCCCUCUCAUUGGCUAGAAUGGUCCCACCUGAUCUUGCCUCCUCUCGACUGCCUUCCAUUGUUGAAGACAUUUCACAUAGUUAGAGCGGCCACUUCAGUAUCUGGUCAAUAUGGAUCAUCUUUGGUUCCUUCCUCAUGUGUGGAUGAUUGAGGUCUGUGCUGCAGCUCGUUUGGUUGUUUUCUGUCGCGGCUGUGCACAUAAUGAUAUUUAGCGAUAUUUUUUCAGUCGUAACUGAGCAUGAUUUCUCAUCGCAAUGAUGCAAACGAUGGGGUGUCAUUACAAAAGUUCCUUAACAAAGCUGCAAAACAUCAACUAGCAGGGUUGAUGCCAGGAGCUAGCAAUGCUAACUAGCUAGCUGGUAACAUUAGCAUUUUUCACAAGUGUGUUUUAUCUAAUGUUACAUUCGAGUUAAAUAUAGUGAUAUGGCACAUAGGAAAGAAGUAUUCCAGUCUAAAGUUCUUCAGAGGCUGUACCCCUUACCUCCCAAGCCUGAGAAAGAACCCAACUCUUCACCCCCUGAGUUUGUUCUCGAAAAGUCCUCUGUGAAACAAAAAGUAGGCCUAGAGGAGGGCACUAUCACUGGAGAUGAAGGGAUAAUACCAUCCUCAACCCAGCCAGGCAGACGAAUGUACACAGUCGUAGCUCCCCCUGCAGAAUACAAGACAGGUGCAGAGGGAUCUGUCACGCUCUCUCAGCCAGCAUGCAUAAAUACUGUGGAAGACCCAGCUGAUGAGAAUACUCAUGAGUCUGAAGGAGAGGGAGAAAGACAACGACUGAGGAGAAAAAGAAGAAAGAGGAAGGGAAUAACAGCUCCAGGAGGAGGGACAGUCGCGGGACAGGCUACAGACUCCAACCCUGGGGAUCCAACCAUGGCUCCGACCCCCACGGAGAAGGAAGGAGAGUGGCUCAGCAAGAACAAGAAGAGGAAGCUAAAGAAGAAACGCCACAAAGAAAAGCUCCUGUCUCUGGGUCUGAUGCCCCGCGCUGCAGCUCUGGAGUUCACCUACCAGAGAGAGGGGAAUGGGCAGGAGGAUGAGGAUGAAGAGAUGAAGCAGAGAAGAGCAGCUGAAGUGAUGGACUUCCUAAGGACCACACAGGAGAUCUACGUGUCUGAUCGCUCAUUGCCUGCAGUCAGGCUCCAUGUGUCCUCAGUGGUAGUGGAGGGCCUUCUGACCAGUCUGUCCAAUGGAACAUUCCCCCCUCCUGUUUUGGCCCAACUCCACAGCCUCAAGUCCCUGGUGCAGCAACAGGACACUGAGAGGCUUGCCAAGGCUCUGCAAGAGCUCCAGAACAGCUCUACCAUGUCUCCUAGUGAGGCCACUGCAGUUGUGUCCUUAUUUCAAUACUGGAUCACAGACAUCCUGCCCCUGCAGAGACAGAAAGACAGGCCAACCAACAACACAACCUUCCUAGUCGAACCAACCAACAACACAGCUUAGACUUUCCUAGAUGUUCAAGGUUUUAAACAAUACUACUGAUGGAAAAUUAAUCUGAAUCAUACAUUGUGUGCCCACAACCACGACUGUUUGAGAAGACCACUACAUACAAACGUUCUUAAAGGUGCUACCUGUAGGAUUUUUUGUUUAAUUUUUGCAUUGUGAUUUCCUGAAAAUGUCCCUAAUAUAUCUGCAGUAAUAGUGGAAUGAUAGUAUUACUUACCCACCUUGUGACUGGCUGUGAUAUUCAACCUAUUGAUUUAUCCUGCCGGGCCGUCAUCUGUUGUCAAAAUAGGAAAGCUGUUCUGUCUUUGGCUGUGUUAUCUAGUGGAAAUCGGAUUAAGCGGCCAAUGUAGAAAUAACUUUCAUUUUUUUGGUCGCUAAAAUUGUACUCUCAAUUUCAGUUUGAGAGAAAACAAGCACUGAAUAGUGUAGGGAAUCAUUGUACCAUCUAAAUUGCAGUGAAAUGCAUUUUCAAUUACAAAAAAAAAUGUUUUAUAGCUGUUUGAAGCUAGUGGACCAAAACACAGUAAAAGGCUCACGCGCGAGGCUCUGCCAUGUUAUGGGUAAAUGGAUGCGGUGCAGGGGUUUGUUCUGAAUGCAGCCUAGUGCGUACCACUUUUUCCCCCCAUGUAUUUAAUAAAAUUUUUAUGCACACAUGUGAAGCUGUUAAUUAGGAGUGGAUAUGAAUGGAAAUCAAUUCGUGUCUGUGCGUAUUAAAACUUUUUGAUAUA